AUGGUGAAGAAAGUCAUCAUCUUUGGGGCUUUUGCCUCCCUCCUCUGUCUUACCGACGCCCACCACAGUGUUCGGGCCCAUGUCGAGCUCUACAGUGAGCCAAAAUGCACGUCACCUCGGAUUGCCGAGAGGGAGCAUAUCAAGGAGGGCCACUGCAAAGACAUCGACCAUCCCUUCUGGAGCUUCGCGGCAUUCCCGAGACAUUGGAAGGGCGACACCUACAAGUCACAUUGCUCCAUCACCACUUACCGGUCUCAUGGCUGUGCCGGUGAUGCCAUGGAAGUCUACGAGCUUGCCACUCGUUCCGGGAAAUGUAACCCUGCUUCACCGUUGAGCGACCAGGCUGCUUCCUCGGUCAAGUUGGACUGCGGCAAGAAAAAGAAGCAUCACAAGGAAAAGAAGCCAGAGAAGGAGAAGCCCAAGAAGGAGAAGGAGAAUAAUGAGAAGCCCAAGAAGGAGAAGGAGAAUAAGCAUCAUGAUAGCAGCGAUCAUCACGAUGAUGACAAGCAUGAUGACCCCAAUGUUCAUGUCCACCAUCACAAGCACAAGCACAUCGGCGUCUUGCCUUCCUCCGAUCACAAAUCCAAUUGGGACAAGUCCUGCCACACCAACCCUGGCUGCAAUUGCAAGCCUGGUCCUCACCGCACUUGCCCGCCCUGCGAUCCUUUCGUCUGUGGCGCGUUCACCUCCACGACCAGCUGGUGUGAUCCGACUGUGAUCGCUACCGCGGUCAUCUCAUCCAAGACUGUUCCCGCCUGCUUCACCAAGGAGAUCGUCGUCACUCCCACCAAAGCCGAGUACAUCUGCUACGAUGAGGCCUGCUCGCGUACCUACGGUGGCAUUGUCAACGGAAAUAAGCGUGGUGAAGUCCCUGCGGAACCCACGCCUUCCCAGGCGCCGGUCAUCCGCGCACCCCCCUUGUCUCCUGCACAGCCGACGCCGAUUCCUAUCCACCAUCCUUCCGAGGUGGUCUUCGUGGUCAAGACGGACCUUGAGACCAUCAAGAAGUUGAACAAGGUUCAGGUUGCUCAUGAGAAGCCACAUGCCAAGGUCUAG
Messenger RNA from Eremomyces bilateralis CBS 781.70, 1056 nucleotides. RefSeq lists its product as uncharacterized. The coding region runs from base 1 to 1056 and encodes 351 amino acids. NCBI's taxonomy places the organism in Eukaryota, Fungi, Ascomycota, Dothideomycetes, Eremomycetales, Eremomycetaceae. The record is from RefSeq and is a predicted model, not a curated record. The transcript is spliced from 2 exons.